This is a messenger RNA of Phlebotomus argentipes, 6430 nucleotides long. It is a transcript of the gene Myc, whose product is annotated as myc protein. Gene Ontology annotation, molecular function: RNA polymerase II cis-regulatory region sequence-specific DNA binding; DNA-binding transcription factor activity, RNA polymerase II-specific; protein dimerization activity. Lineage: Eukaryota; Metazoa; Arthropoda; Insecta; Diptera; Psychodidae. The record is from RefSeq and is a predicted model, not a curated record. The coding region runs from base 1040 to 2740 and encodes 566 amino acids. Gene Ontology annotation, biological process: regulation of transcription by RNA polymerase II. The transcript has 3 exons.
CGUUUCUUCGUGGUCGUCUCGUUAUUCAGUCGCAUUUUAGACCGCAAAUUGAAAGGACGAAUUUUGGUGGUUGCUCUCCCGAGACGUGCCCAUUUUCUCACUUUGGAAUCACACUCUGGGAGGUUUGCUGGCACGGAAAAAGGAAAGAAUUGAAGUGUUUUUGCACUUUGCAUAGCAAGUGACCGAAAAUUUGUUCGUUUCUGUGGAGAAUAGGAGCUGUUAUGCAGUGUAAUUCUAAUUUCUUAUUUCGGAACAUUGUACACCGCAUCAAAUAAGGUCAAUAGACGUGAGAUUCUGACACUAGAAAGGUUUCAGUCUCCGGCAUUUUUUUCUCGCGAAGACCUCAAGGCAAGAACUUGUGAAGUGGAUAUUUUAUCGUUGAGAAAGACACUAAUAAAUUGGUUAAACACUUAUUCACACUCUUGAAGUUUUGUGAAGAUUUUAUGUACAUUUACGGUGAUUUACCGGAUUUUUCUUUCGUCAGACAGUACGAAAAGUCACCGGUGAAAGGACAAGAAAUUGUGAGUGCAUUUGCCUAAACUAUAUGUGUGACUGAUCACAGAAUACAAAAAAAAACUGGGCGGAAUUGAGACAUUCUCCAACACUUUGGGCGGCAAAAUUCUUGAUAUGCCUAGAAAAGUGACGGCUAUUGCAGUGAAAAGCAGUAAAAAGUGUGAAUCAAUAGUGAAAAAUCAUCUCUGUACAUUUCACACAAUACAAGUGACUAAUCACUGCAAAAUAUUUAGACGGAUUUACUAAAUAAAAUCGAAAAAGUGACAUUCUUGACCUGCAACUCUCGAAUAGGACAAAAUUUUAAUUUUUCAUCUAUUUUAAAACUAAUAACGAGAAAUAGAACACUGAGACCAAAUAAAUAGUGUGUGUGCAGUAAAAAAAAAUCUCAACAAUCCAACUGAAGGAGCGCUAAUUUGAAAAAUAUAUUCAACAAUUCUUAAUCAGGCUAUCUUGUUGAAACGGUUUCGUCCGGAGUUCGUCACGGAGUGCGUGAAUUUGAUUUGACAGCAUUUUUGAAGGAAAUAUUAUGCCCGUUAAAGUGGAAAACAUGAUGGAGGAUUCAGAGUUGUACACACCAUCGUACACACCCCAUGAGUUUGAAUGGGAAUACAAUGUGCUGGACCUGCCGACGUCGGAAUUUAUGGCGUCCGUGGACACAGACAGCAUCUUCUUUGGGCUGCCGGAACCGUGCCCCAUGAGGCCCCCAUCGCCGCUCAUGUCGCAGUCGCUGAAGCAUCAGUUGCUCCACAACCACGACUGCAUGUGGUCGGGUCAGUGCGGUGAUCACACGGACAAGACCAAGUGUCCGGGAAAUCAUGGACCGGCGGUGACUAUUAAAACGGAGCCCGGCGUGGAUAAGCAGAAGUCUUUGAUAAAGAACACCACGUCUCACAACAUCCCGGCUGGUGGAUCACUGCUGCGGUAUAAUCAACAGAACAAGAAGAGCCCCAUGAUGUCGAGUGUCGCCCGGGCGCCGAUGAAGAAGCAGACAGACAUCCUCAGACCGGACACACCUCUGAGUCUGGACAGCGAUCCGCCAGAGUUCAAGCACACCUUCGAUCUGGCUGCAUGCACAAUGGGAUCUAACAAGUGGAAUCUCUCGAGUUCCGAUGAUGAUGCGAAGAUUAUCACAAUGCUGAAGGAACAUCUGGAGGACACGUCAGAUGGGAAGAAUGAGAACUUGAAGGCUCUGAUGGGAACCUACAGAUCCAACUCUUUGUCCGAUCUGCUCACGGACAUCAAAACACUGUCCGACUAUGAGGAGGAGGAAGAGGCUGAAGAUAGUGCCAUAGACACAGAUCAUGAUGACAUUGUGGCAUCGAUGAGUCGUCAGGAGUCGUGUCAAGUGUCACCGCAAAUGGUCUCGUCGCCCAUCUCGUCCUCCCAAUCGUCAAUCUCGAGCACAGGAUCUCAUGCGAUGGCCGGAUCCACGACAGGAUGUGUCGAGGCGCACAGUGAUCACUGCUACACGCGGAGUAUUGAUCUCAGCGGCCUGGGCGUGCAGACACCUUCCGAUUCCGAAGAGGAGAUCGAUGUCGUAUCGGUGGGUGACAAGACAUUGCCAACGAAUCCAAGUGCGAGAGAUCGGCGCACGAUACAGACAACGAUAUCCGACAGGAUAGUGAAGACAACUCCGAGGGGUCUGAAGACCAUCCCUCCGCGGAGGGUGAACGGGGUUGUGUCUGAGCCGCCGUCGCACAUGACAAUGUCCGCCCGUGCGAAAAUGAGUCAUGCGAUGUCCUCAGCCUCACAGUACGGCACAGUGCAGAGCACUAGAUCGUCCGGCUACAAGGGCCAGACGGUGCGGAAGGGCAAAGACACUGGGCGUAAGAGGGCCGGCUCGAAGUUGGAUGGACCGGCAUCGAAAAAGCACAAGGGCAAGAAGGGGCGCAUGUCGCAUGCGAAAAGCGCCAAGAAUAUCGACUUGUGCGAGCAGGACUCGAUCGAGAAGAGGAACUUGCACAAUGACAUGGAGAGGCAGAGGCGGAUAGGACUCAAGAACCUAUUUGAGGCCCUCAAGGCGCAGAUCCCCAGCUUGAGGGAUAACGACAGGGCACCAAAAGUGAACAUCCUGCGCGAAGCUUCGAUCCUCUGCACUCAACUGCACAAUGAGAACGAACGGUUGAACAACCUGAAGAGGCAUCAUACCAACAUCCAAAAUCGCCUGCGAGCCAUCAAGGGACAUCUCACAUCUAGCAAUGUGCCCGUCCCUGAGUAUGCGUACUAAGAAGAGAGGAGCACGCGAUAAAGGUAUGAGAUUCUCUCAUUGACUAUUCACAAUUUGGGUGGAAAGCAGGAGAAUAAAAAGGUUUUUCACGUGUUUUCAAGGAUUUUUGAGGUGAAAAAGAUAAAAACCAUAUCUCUGUAAUGGUUUUAAACCACGUUCCUCGCGGAACGUUUCAAUGAUCUCUACUUAAUUAUAAUAAAGAAAAAAAUUGCUUAGGUUGUAUAAAUAUGGAAAGAAUAGCAUUUACUUGAGAAUGAAAUAUAUACAGUAAUUUUUAAUUAAGAAAAACUUUUAGAGAAGAAGAUAUGAAAGUGUAAAAAUUUCAAUUAGAAUCUUAGAUUUCUAGUAGGAAAGAGAAAACAAAUUUUGCUUAACUAUAAAGUAGGAAAACAAAAUAUUUGCAAAAAAGAAGGUUUUUGAGUAAGAUAUUCAAGAAAAGAUAUUUGUGUCCAAAGUAAUUUUUUAAAAGGAAUUUUGAUAUUUUAACUAAGAUUGAUAAGGAACAAUCGUGAUUUUUUUUUAGAUAGGAGAAGCUUUGUUUAUUCUUAGCAUUGAAAAAUAACAACAAAUUGAUGAAGAAAAAUAAUAAAUUUAGAUUCUUGGACACAAUUACAUUUUACAGUGCCAAUUUACGUUUAAGACCCAUUUAUUAUUAAUAACUUUUUUCUUCAAUGAAAUUCACAAACGAUAUACAUAAAUGAAAUAUUGAACACCAUUUUAACUUGAUAGUUUUUCUAUUAUCAACUGUAUAAAAGACAAUUUUUGUAUAAAAGGAAUUCUAAAAAAAAUAUCUAUGAAUAUUUAAAAAUAUAUAAUCAUGAAUAAAUAAUAAAAAAAAUUCUCAUUGGUGAAGAGAAAAUAUAUAAUGUAAAUAUUUAUUAGAUAGACUUUAAACAAGAUUAGAUUUCUUUUGCAAUUACAUUGUAGGAAUUAAAAAUUUGCAUAAAAGAUGAAUAUUUUUCCAUGAUAUAGCGUAGGAGGGAAUGGAAUAGAUCCAUGUAUAUUUUGGGGGUCUUCUUUGGCGGGGCAGAAGAAGGAAUAUUAGGCGGUACAAGGAGAAAGUAACUGACUAAUAAUUCUGAGUGAUUUGUGAAAAAAAAAAUUAUGUAGUUUAUUAAAGUAGGAAUUAUCAUGAAUUUUAUCAAGAAUUGAGAAAUGAGAAUUAAAAUGAAUUGAAGGAAAGCGCAACCGUUUUCGAAAGAUGGUAGUUUUAACAAUGAAUGAAAAAAUAUUAAUCAUGAAGUAUAGAGAGAAGAGAAAACAUAUUUUAGCACAUGAUGGAAAGAUAUAUUUCAUUAGAUAGUAGGGAGAACUUUUCCGAAUGUAAAUUAAUCCAUGUAUUUAAUUUUUUGCAUUAGAGAUCAUACGUUUAAUUGGUGAAAAUAAUAAUUCUAUAACAUUUUUACAAUGAGUGGCACUCGAGUCACCGCACUUUUUUUACUUAUUUUUUUUCUUGAUUGCUACCAACCAAAUAUAUGUUCUACGAAAUAUUUUUUUUAAUUAUCCCGCAAAAAUGGAGAAAAAUGAGUGGAAAUUAGGAAGUAUAUAAUUAAAAAAUAAAUUUCUAGUAAUUAUAUUACAAUUUCGCUGAAGAUGGGAGAAAUUUUUUCAAAAUCAAAUGAAGUUUGUAUAUAUUGAAUUGAAUUAAUAAUGAGAUGAAGAAGAAAAUGCAUUGAUAAACAUUCUAGAAAUAUAAGAAAAUGCAGAAGCUUCACAAUUUCUAUAUGCAAAUUAAAAAUUUGUCUUCUGUUUCCUUUUACAUUUGCAAGCAAAAGUGCCACGAGAUGAUUUUAUAAUUGCAGUUACGUUGAUGAAUUUUUGAUUAAUGGAAAAAUUACAUUAUUGUUUCGUGCUGAAAAAUUUUCUGUUUUUUUACGAUGACAGUUUUUCUCCUUUGUUUUUUUUUUUAAUGCUAAAUGAACAUUUCUAUAAAUAUAAGUAGGUGAAGAAAUUUUAAGAGUUGAACUUUACAUAUAUUAUUGUGAUUAUUUUUACUUACUAUUUUACUUCUAAAUCAAUUAACUUGAAUAUAGAGAAAGAGAAAAUGUUUUCUUUAGAAAUUUAUAUGAAAUAAAAGAAGAGGAGUAAUGGAAUUUUCUUGCUGUUUUUUUUAACCUUUUCUUUUACACUAAUUUUAAGUAGGAUUUGAUUUCAUAUACCGCUAUAGGAAUUUAUGUGAAUAAAAUUAUGAAGUAAAUAGAUGAAAAACUAAUGCAAUUUUGACUAUAUAACACAAGCCAAAAAUUUGAAGACAUUUGAGGACUUUUAUGGUGAACGCUGAUUCGUCGUUGCAAAACAUAAAUUAAAUAAUAAUAAUAGACAUACUUUAAUUGCUGAAGUCAAGUGAAAAUUGGGACCAAAUUGAGUUGUUCUGUUCAUCUUAUUACACUAUCGAUUCCUUCGCUACGUUCCUCGCUAUACUUUAUCUCUGUAUACUCAAGGAAGUGAGACACGAAAACCAUAGCAUUUUUCUAUCAAACAGCGACUCAUGCGUUCUACCAUAAAGUGGUUAAUAGCAAGCAGCAUGCAACUGAGAAAAGAGCUGAGAACCCCAAAAGAUUUAAUUGGCGACAAAAAGGUGUUAACAUAAGUAAUGGAGAAUAGUAGCUUCUAAUACCAAAAUAGUAAUUUGUAAAGAUCUAACGACGAAAAACUACACUACAAACAGAAAAAAACUGAUAUUAAGAGAUAAACUAAAAGCAACCAUGUGCCGUGUGUAGGAAAAAGUACUGCCUCGCUUUAUUCAACAUUGAAAAGGAAACAAAACAAGAGAAAGUUAUACAUAAACAAUAUAUAUACAUAUAUAUAUAUAUCGGAGAACAUUUUUAAUCCAAACACUUUCCCCAAUUUCCCCGUAAACAAUAGAAAAAGAGAUGCAAAAUGAAAUUAGGACAAAAAGGCAAGUGAAAUUGCAAAAAGAUUGAACAAUUAUGAGAAAAUCUUAAGAAUACACAUCUGUUAUCAAAAGUACCUGGACUAUUAAGUAAUUUUAAUGUAAACAUUUAAGGAUAUGUUUUUUUUUGUAAUGAUAAAAAAUACAAUUCAAUGCAAGUAAUUAUACGCAUAUUAAGAUUAGGAUUUUUUCUAAUAAUGAUACUUGAAGCCGAGAAAUAGUUUAAGUAUAUUAAAAAAAAAAAUGAAAUAUAAUUCAUAAAUAUAGGGAGAGUAAUAGUUGCAAGGCUUAACACUGAUAUUCUUGUCGCCAAUUAAUUGACUAAAAGAAGAAAAAAAACCCAUAAACUGCUUUCGAGACACAAUACACGAAGAACGAUUUACAAAUAUAUUUGAAAGAUGAUGUGCGAAGGAGGAAAUGCAACUAAAAGAAACUUGACUCUUUUUUCAAAACAUUUAUUUAGAUGUAAUGAAAAGAAAAAAAAAUACAUGAAAGAAUUAAAAAAAAAUAGAAGAUUGUUGGAGUUGAAAAUACAAAUAAUACAAUAUAUUUACUUAUUUUAUAUUUUUUCAUACAUUUAUAUAUAUUGAAAGAUAAAACAAAACAAAAAAUAAAACAAUGAAAAAAUUAGAAGAAAUAGAAGAAAAUAGGAAAUUGAAAUUUUACAACACAAAAAAAGAGCAAAAGUGAAAAAGUGUGAAAAAAUUGAAAAUACAGAAUUUUUUUGUAUUUCUCUUUUAGUUCCUGUAAAACUGAAUUAUGAAGGCAAAGAAAAAUACAUUUGUAAAACGGAAAAA